AAAAAAGCACAUAAGUCCGUGGGGAUUCUGUUGUUCAUUUCCUUCCUCCAUUAUGAGAUAAAAAUUCUUCGUCAUCAUCAUCGACAAUAGCGGUAAAAGAGAAAAAAGAAAGGGGUAUUAAAAGUUAAAAGAGAUGUAUUUUUUUCUUCCUGCAGAGGCAAAGCGAUAUCAUCAUCGCAAUAAUCAUAAUCUCAUCCGCAUCUAAGCAAACAGAGGCAGUACUAUGCGCAUCCAAACCCUCAGAUUCAGCAAAAACUUUUCUCAUUUUCGAGGAACUGCAAAUUUUUAAGCACGAAAUAAUUAGUUAUUGCUGCUGGCGGCGCGCACGGUAGUGUUCUGCGGGGCGAGAUCUUUCAGUUGAGGUAAAUUUUGCUCGAUUUGGCUCUGGAUUGAUGCAUAUUUUAUAGGUUGAGAAUGAGAGCGCCGAUUUUUCUGCAUUUGUUGGUCUUCGAUGCUCUGCGGAGGUAGGCAUUGCGUUGCCCUUGAGAUUUAUCGGAUUUAGCGGUCUCAAAAGGUUUAUUGUCGGCUUGUUCAUCACAUGGAUCGGGUUCGCCAUCAAUUAACGUGAUGCAACAUUUAAAUGAAGAUAAAUAGAGAAGCGAACGAUGCAGAGUGAUGCUCGAAGAGUGAUAUUUGAGUAGUUAAUGCUUUUUCAGGGUUUAUUAUUGCUCUUUUUUUAAUCAGUAUGGAUCGGAUGUGCCAUUAUCUGUCGAGGUGCAAUCGGAAUGGAACAUUUAAUUGGAGUGGAUUAAACAAGCGAGAGAUGCAAUGCGGAGUGACAGUAAAAACUGUUUGACGCUGUAAUAAGUCCCCGAAUAUUAUAUCAUAGUGACAUUCAAGUGUUUAAAGAUUGUACCUUGGAGAUGCAGACUGUUUGACGUUUCAGAGAAUGGGAAGAGAGCAAGUGUGAGGAGGAGAGUAGAGAAAAGAUAUGUCCUUUUCGGGGCCGGAGCUUGGUAGGGGAGUAGCAGCGAGAAGGUCUUCUACUUCUGCUGCUACUCAGGAUGGUUUUCAUGGAGCGAUCAUGGGGAGAGCAAGUCUUUUGAAAGAGAAAACCAGUGGGGAAAGAGAACAUGUUGUUAAGCGGAGUCCUGGUCCAUCCAGACUGCAGGCUGUUGCUUCUCAGAGGCAGAGGCCCUUGCAGAGGAAGCCUCCUGAACCGCUACGGCGAGCUGUGGCAGAUUGUUUGUCCUCAUCUCACCAUGGAAUGUCACCAGCGCUACAUUCCGAAGCGGUGCGGGCGCUUCAGGAUUACUUGGCGGACACAAAAACCAUUGACGUUGCUUAUACAGUACUUAUAGAGCAUGCACUUGCAGAGAGGGAUCGAAGCCCUCCAGUUGUUGCAAAGUGUGUAGCACUUCUCAAACGAUAUCUUUUUAGAUAUAUACCUAGAAUACAGACUCUACAACAGAUUGAUUUUUUUUGUGUGAAUCUAAUUGCCGAGUGCAAUGCUGUCACCAACAAGAAGUCAUCUUCAUGGGUACAGUCUGCAAACAGCGAGCAUGCAGCAUCAAAUAUAUCUGGAAAUUCAUCUUCUACCAGCUCAACAUCGGUAGCUUUUGCCUCUGAAGCUCUUGUAAAGUCCUUGAAUUAUGUUCGUGCUCUGGUUUCAAAGCACAUUCCAAAACAUUCUUUUCAGUCACCACUAUUUGCUGCAAACUCCCAUACUUCUUCAAAACGAUAUUCUCCAACACUGUCAUCUUUGAGAAGUAGAUCGUUUGGUUCCCAACUAAGUCCAGGUGGCAUUGCAGGCAGGGGUUCGCCUGAGAUUGAAGAGGCUGCAAAGUCAGCUAUAAUGAACAUUGUAGGUUUGGAAACAAUUGAUGAGGAGGAUCUUAAUUAUAUCGCACUUGAUGUAUUCAAAUCACAGUGGAUCAGGGGCAAGCAUCAGCAAAGUUGGACCCCAUCUCCUGUUAUGACAGACAGUGGGGGUAUAGCACGCCCACAAAUAGACAGCAAAUAUGAUAUACUGGAACGUGGAGCUGCAGCAUUGCUAAUGAAGGGUCAACUAGGGAAAACAACAGACAGGAGAACAAGUCCUGGCUUCCUUACCGAGCAACUCUUGCAACCUUCUACAUUGACAACUGUUACUGACACAGCAUCUGCCCGGUCACAUCUGAGAUCUAUAGCAGCUUCUAAACGCAUCAAAACAGGCACACAUCAAAUCUGGGAGGAUGUGCCUGUGAACACUUGGCGUCGCCGGCCACGCCCACUUUUUCAUUACAGACAUUACAGUGAACAGCAACCUUUGAGAUUGAGUGCUGUUGAAGUUGAGGAGGUUAUAGCAGCUGUUUGUUUGGAGGGAUCUAUAACAAGUAACAAUACAGUGAGCUCUAUGCCUUCAUUGCCAAGUAAUCAAGCUGGAAGGGUGACUGUGGAGACAGCUGAUGUUGCAGCUAGUGUCCUCAUCAAACUUGUUAUUGACAUGUACAUGGCAGACUCUCGGACUGCUGCUCCACUUCUGCUUUCUAUGCUAGAGGGUAUGCUAAGUUCCCUCCAAUCGACUGUCAGAACCCGAGCUUUCGAUUUAGUUUUGAAUCUUGGUAUUCAUGCACAAUUAUUGAAGCCUAUGCGUGGGGAAGAACAACCUACCGUUGUGGAAGUACCAUCUUCUCAGUCUACUCGUUUUUUUGAUGGAAAUCAAUUUUUUGGGACAGCAAAGGAGAACUCAAAGAGCUACAAUCUAGAAGGCGGAACUCCUCAGGCGGUCAGGGAGUUUGAAAUCUGGCUCUUGAACAUACUCUGUGAGAUACUACUUUUCCUUGUACAGAUAGAAGAGAAAGAAGAAGGUGUCUGGGCAUCUGCUUUGAGUUGCUUAAUGUAUAUGAUUUGUGAUCGAGGAAGAAUUCAAAGGCGCCGGCUGAAUGGACUUGAUGUGAGGGUGUUAAAGGCUCUCUUGGAGAUUAGUAGGGAGAAUUCCUGGGCAGAAGAGCUUCACUGCGGACUUAUCCGUUUGUUAUCAAAUUUGCUCUACAAUAUUUGUGAUGGAGAAGAGAAGCCUAGUCCAGGUGCUAUUGGUUUGGACAUUCAACAGAUAGAACUUAUUGGGGGAAUUGAAUUUAUUUGUGAAGAGUAUGCAAGAGCAAAUGCUGUGGAAGCAAAAAACAACCUAUUUGGUGUCCUUUUUGGCUAUGUUUUGCAUCAGCCCAAGAGCAAGUGGUUAACUACUGGAAAGUCUAUGCCUGUUGAUGAUGAGAUUCAAGCUAUUGCAACAGUCCUUGCGCUUGCAGAUGCACCAGAGGCCUUUGCUGUGGCACUUAAACUGGGAUUGCACGGUGUUGGGGAGGAGUUGAAAAAGUCAAUUGUUAAAUCUAUGUCACGUGAUGUCACUAGUGGCCAUCUUAAUACCGAGUUGUUGGAGGAUAUAGUGGAAUCACUGGAUUCCGUUGUAUCAUAUUAUGCCCAUUUAGAUGAUGAGUUUUCUGAGAUGCUCCAGAUUACAAUGGUGAAUGAGUCUCUUAUCCACAUUCAGGAGGGUCCUAAAGAACAGAAUACAAUAGAGGAUUCAGUUAGUGUUUCUCGGGCUUGGACCACACUGGAUUAUCUUUUGCAUUCUUCAAGAGCUAUUUAUCGUCAAAAUGGUUACUUUUGGCUUGUUGAACUUCUAUUUGCAGAAAUAGUUAGAGAGAGCAAUAGGAUGAAAGUUCAAAAUUUGCAACAGCAAUUUGGACUUUUUGGAGUCUCUGAGAGAUCUGAUUCAGAUCAUUUUGAGGAGCAAAGCUUAUCUCAUGUCUCUUCAUCUCUUCGAUUACUAUCUGGACUUUUGAAGUCAAAGUAUAACUACAUAAGAUGGGGAUUUAUUUUAAUUUUAGAAAGGCUUCUUCUUCGAUGUCAGUUGUCAGUGUUGGAUGAAAACAGAGCUCAUGGUGAAGCAGAUGGGAGGGAAUAUAGGCAGGUUGGUACUAAUGGUUUAUAUGCAGAAGACAAAGCAAAUGCAGUUAUUGGUUUGAUGAAUGCAGCAUUGUCACAAAUAUUUCUUGCAAAUGAGACUGACAGAAUCAUGAUUUUGAAGAUGUGUGAUCUGCUUUUUUCACAACUCUGUUUGAGAAUAUAUCCAUCAAUGGUGCCGUCUAUUCAGAAUAAUGCAUAUAUUAGAGAUAACACCACAUUUGGUAGUCUCACCAAUAGCAGUGACGUGUAUGAUAAGUCUGAUAACCUCUUGUUCAGGACAGACCAAGGGGAAAGGAAUUUUGGAGAUGGUAGACAUUUAAACAGAUCUGGAUCUGGUUUUUUGCAGUAUGGUUACAAAUCAACAUCAAUGGCAGCACUGUUGUUGAGAGGCUAUGCUGCAGCUCCCAGGCAACUGGUAGCUUGCAUUCCUACAGCUCUUUUGUAUUGGCCACUUAUUCAAUUGGCUGGGGCUGCCACAGAUGAUAUUGCUCUAGGCAUUGCUGUUGGUAGCAAGGGAAGAGGAAAUAUUCCUGGUGGUGCUUCUGACAUAAGGGGAGCACUUUUAUUGCUACUAAUUGGUAAAUGUACUACAGAUCAAACUGCAUUUCAAGAAGUGGGAGGUGAAGAGUUUUUCAGGUCUUUAUUAGAUGAUACGGAUGCAAGGGUUGCAUAUUACACUUCUGCAUUUCUCUUGAAGAGAAUGAUGACUGAAGAGCCUGAAAAGUAUCAGUCUAAGCUUCAUGAUAUUGUCUUUAAAGCUCAACAGAGCAACAAUGAGAAAUUAUUAGAGAAUCCAUAUCUUCAGAUGCGCGGUAUACUUCAAUUAUCAAGUGAUUUAGGCAGCCAACUGUCAUUUUAGGAAAGUUAAACUGUUUCCAAUCAGGCAUCCUGGCCCUUUUUAGUCACGAGGGAAACUAAAUUAGUUUGAGCUGGUAUCUUUUAUGAUUAUACAAUAGAAUCUACCAGUUGACUAUAGAGCUUGCCAAAUUGGUGAAGAGCAUUCCAGCAGAAAAUAACCAUUUACAGGGCCAAAUAACAAUAAAGUUGCACAUAUCAAGGCACAGAAUUAUUGUGUUUGAAGAUUAACACUUAAAGGAAAAGCAAUUGGAUCGGUUUGAGUUAAUUUAUUGAUCUAUCUUUGAAACAUCAUUGAAGCUAUACAAGAAGUUGCACAGUUUCAUUCUGCAGGUGUGUUCUCAGUGGCUUGGCACCACAGUAUGUUGGAAUAACAUGUUUGUGAUUUGUACACAAUUCCAGUAGAGGCAGAAUGGACGAGAAUCUAGUGAACAGAUUAUUGAGGGAAAUCGACCUUUGAUUGUAACUGGCAGAAUAAAGUUCCACAUAAUAAAGGAAGUGAUUGUCAUGGUUUGAUACCAUCUCUUUGUGGUAGAUAGCUCUGCAAUGCAAUUUUCCAGCUUAAAUAAGUUCAAAUGGCUGGUUGGUUCAAUGACAUAAGUAGGUUGUGAUAAUAGUUAAUUGUGUUUAUACAAAUUUUCUAAUGCAGUAUGAGUCAAAGUGUACCAGUUCAGUGUUCCCGAUGCCAUCAUUUAUCAUACUGGAGAGUUGUACAAAUAUCUAUUUGCGGUGGGUCUCAUUUUUGCAAUAUUGUACAGUUGAUUUAUUUCACCAUUUUUUAAAGAAAAACAAUAAUCCUGCUCGAGUUGCUCCUGCAAUAUCUUAUGCCUAUGUAAUAAGGCUCAGGAGCACAGGCAUAUGAUUUUGGCAUCUUAUCUCUGUAAUUUUAUUUCUUGCCUAUUUUUUUAGUGUGGACAUUCUCUUAUAUUGAUUUCAUUCUGUAUGUAUGAUGCACAGAUGACAAGCAAAGGUUUUUGAAUUCAUUUUAUGAAGGUUUGUUACAUUAUUUUAUGUUA
Molecule: messenger RNA, 5762 nt
Organism: Cryptomeria japonica (Japanese cedar)
Lineage: Eukaryota; Viridiplantae; Streptophyta; Pinopsida; Cupressales; Cupressaceae
Exons: 19
Coding region: 932-4750 (1272 amino acids)
Source: RefSeq, a predicted model, not a curated record